CAGCGAUUGAUUAGAUAAACAAGAUCGACAUGUGUUAGAAACGAAAUUUUAGAUUGAAAAUGACGGAUUGCGUUUGAUUGAUUGAGCAUCCAAUCGAUUGCUUAUUAUCUUUUUACACGACAACCAACACUAGAAAUCUUGUCUUUUCCAAAUCCGAAAAAUUUACCUGUUCUUCUCUUCCAGGCGGAGGAGGAGGAGGAGGAGGAGGAGGAGGUGGAGGCGCAAAUCAGCCGCCUACUUACCGCCGUCUUUUACCGUCUCUCAUGGAACCGGAAGGAUCCACUACCACCGGUGGCUACCACGACGGAUCACCGAUCACUUCCCUUGCUCCCGACCACUUAUUCGCUAUUCUCCUUCUACUGCCUGUAGAUUCAAUACUCUCCUUCUCGGUUACUUGUAGCAGAUUUAGGGCUCUCACUUCCUCUGAUGCUCUCUGGGAAGCUAUUUGUCGAAGGGAAUGGGGAUCCGCUUCCGUCGAGGCUCUCAACUCCUAUCAUCUCUCGUCUCAGCUUCCAUGGAUGCGCGUCUUCAAGCAACUUUCCCGGCUUGAAUCUGUUCGUUGCCAUAGAUUAUCCGAUCCAGUCGCUGAAUCAUCGUCACUUCCGGGCCCUAGAGCUUCUCACUCCCUCAACUUCGUCUCAGAUUGCUUGGUACUCUUUGGUGGAGGUUGCGAAAGUGGGCGUCAUCUUGAUGAUACCUGGCUGGCAUACAUUGGUAAUGAUUGUCACAGGAUGCUAAACUGGCGAAAGAUGAAUUCAGGCACCCCAAGUGGGAGAUUUGGGCAUACAUGUAAUGUUGUUGGUGAUUUUCUAAUACUCUUUGGAGGAAUCAACGACAAUGGAAUUCGUCAAAACGAUACGUGGGCUGGAAGAGUCGAAAGGAAAGGGAUUCAUGGUUUUGAAUUCUCAUGGAUACCGCUCGAUGUGGGGGAGUUAGCACCACCGCCUCGUGGAGCUCAUGCUUCGUGCUGCAUCGAUGACAAGAAGAUGGUUAUCCAUGGAGGAAUUGGGUUAGGUGGUAUUAGAUUGUUUGAUACUUGGGUGUUAGAACUGUCUGAGAAUCUUAAAUUUGGAACUUGGCACGAGAUCGUGUCUCAUCCGUCGCCUCCAGCUCGAUCGGGACAUACACUUACUUCCAUUGGAGGAAUGAAAGUAGUUCUAUUUGGAGGUAGAGGAGUAGGCUAUGAUGUGCUGAAUGAUAUCUGGCUGUUGAGUAUAUUUGAGGGUCAUGGUAGAUGGGUGCAAAUUCUGUACGACUUACAAAACGUAACCGAAGGAGUAUCGCUCCCUCGAGUCGGACACUCGGCGAAUCUCAUCCUGGGAGGCCGCCUUCUAAUAUAUGGAGGGGAAGACACAGAGAGACACCGAAAAGACGACUUUUGGGCGUUGGAUGUCAGCGCGUUGAAAACAAUCGAAGUGCAGCUAACAACAGGAAACUCUAUUGGAUUAGCAGCAAAGAUGUGGAAGAGAUUGAAGGCAAAUGGUUGCACACCGAACUCGAGAUCAUUUCAUCGUGCCUGCACGGAUCGUUCUGGUCGUUGUUUAUACAUCCUUGGAGGGAUGGUGGAUGGCGUAGUUCAGGCUGCUGCUGAAUCAUCAGGACUCAGAUUUGAUGGGGACCUAUUUCUUGUGGAAUUGGUGAUUUAGAUGUGGAGAUUAUGAUGCUUAAAUCAUUGGGAUUGUUAGAACAAUGGAUCAAAUUUUCAGAGCUGUGUCUACGAAGUCUUGGUCACUACGUUGACCCUCUUUGCCAACAUUUCAGGGAAUGGUCGUAGAGGCAAUGAGGCUCGUGGCCGAGGGAAUGGUCGUAGAGGCAAUGAGGCUCGUGGUCGAGGUCGUGGUCGAAUGUUCAUCUGGUUUGCUAGAAACUCGAGUUUUCUCGGUUGUAAUAAAGCAAGAAAUGAAGGGAAGGGAGUACACCGGAGAAUGUGUAUAAUCUUCUUUUUGUUGUCGUGUAAACUUCAAUUCUCAGUUCACAUGAAGAAACAGUUGUUUAGCCUAUUAAUGUGUAACAGCCAAGAUAAAAGCUUCCCCAACCAAGAUGAUCAAGUGGAAUUGAGUACCAAACGAGACCCGACACGGUUUAUUAGAAUCA
Cucurbita pepo subsp. pepo (vegetable marrow) is the source of this 2094-nucleotide messenger RNA. Its product is annotated as Kelch repeat-containing F-box family protein. Lineage: Eukaryota; Viridiplantae; Streptophyta; Magnoliopsida; Cucurbitales; Cucurbitaceae. The record is from RefSeq and is a predicted model, not a curated record. Gene Ontology annotation, molecular function: protein binding.